Molecule: messenger RNA, 4412 nt
Organism: Solenopsis invicta (red fire ant)
Lineage: Eukaryota; Metazoa; Arthropoda; Insecta; Hymenoptera; Formicidae
Product: receptor-type tyrosine-protein phosphatase C
Exons: 23
Coding region: 64-4158 (1364 amino acids)
Biological process (GO): protein dephosphorylation
Molecular function (GO): protein tyrosine phosphatase activity
Source: RefSeq, a predicted model, not a curated record
AAGUUGAUCUAUUUAUUUUUAUGUUAAUAAUCAUUAAUCUUACAAAAAUAAUAUACGUUGAAAAUGAUAAAAAUGAAGAUGGACGUAUUAACAUUUCUUAUUGUUGUGAGUCAAGUACUACUUAUUUUUGGCAAAGUAAUUAUAAUGCACGAUAUGACAUUAUUAAACCAUGAGAUGAUAUUGAUAUGUGUAUCUGAAAAUGAUGGCGGCGCUCUUGUAUGGAAUCGUCUUGCUUCAUUUUACAAGGACGAAUAUGAUUAUUAUGAGAUUAAUGGACUUCAAAAAAGUGAUAUAAUGUGUAAGAUGAAUGAAAAUAAAGGAUGCUUGGAGUCAUGGUCUAAACGUGACUGGAAACUUACAAAUUCCUUAAUAACACCAAUGGGUCCAGUAUUUGAUCAACGAUGGGAAGAAUUUCCACAAUAUGAAUCUUAUAAUGAGAUUAAAUUCUUAGGUGUUCUUAGAAGAACUAACUUUAACGAAGUAAAGCUUUCUUUUUCGGUUCGUACGGUGUACAACAUGAUGAUAUUAAUUUGCAACGGCGAGGAUAUUUACACAGAUUCUUGUUAUUGGAUUGUAAUGAAUAGUUGGAACUAUACACAAUCUGUCAUUGGAAAAUGUGCAACAGAAAUCCCUGGAUCCAAUAAAUCCAAAGAAUUUUUUGACAUAGAUUCAGAAUGUUAUUUCGAUCCAUUAAUAUCGUACGAACAACCAAUGUCUGAAAAUGAAUGGCGAACGUUUGUUAUUACAUGGAAUUUUGAUACGGGCAAAAUAAUUCUUUAUAAUACUGAUAAGAUUAUUUUGUCGUAUACAGACGAGGAAAGACAAUUAAAUUCAGACAAUAAAUAUUACAUAUACAUUAAAAGCCUUUACGAAAUGUACUUUCGAGUGCAUAUAUAUAAAUUUUUGCAUACCACUGUUGAGAAUGCGACUUUAACAAGUCCCGUGUUUAAAGUUUAUGAUGAACUGAUCUGUGUACAAUUAUUAGUUGGUCUUUGCGCCGAAUGCGAUGCACAUAUAAUGUUGAUCAUAUUUAAUGAUUCCAAGAACUGUUUCAAUGAUGAAACAUUAGUAAUCAGAAGGAUAGUAAAAGGCUCCACAAAAGCUGCGGUUCAUGGCUUACCAAUGUGGCAAUCAGUUACUAUCAAGAAAAAUUUGAUCAACUAUAGUAAUAAUAAUGUAAGGAUCCAAUUAAUGCCUAAACUCAAUAAUCAUACCGUCAAUCCGUUGUGGGCGAUAGCAAAUGUUCGCCAGUGUCCUCAAGAUGGAACUUUGAGGAAAAAUGUUAUAACUUUUACAAAUUAUCACGAACCUAUUAAUAGACAAAACGUGACAUGUCAAAAAUUAUUUUAUAAUGAACAUGCUGUCGUGAGUUCUAAAUCAAGCAUCAAAACAGAUGUAAAUCUUGACGCGUCAUACUGUCCUCUAGGAAAAAUUGGACCAAAUUGCUUAGUUUCUUGUAAAGAUGAUCUGCGUAAUAAGUUUGAUUGCAGAGGAACUCAAAUUUGUUACGAAGAUGGUUGCACGUGUGAUGCAGGUCUUAUGGGAGAAGCAUGUUCAGACUCUUGUAAUUCAAAUACAUAUGGUUAUAAUUGCAUGAAAACAUGUGGCUCAUGUCUCUAUAACGAAACAUUAUCUAACAAUCGGUGUGAUACCAGAACUGGGAUAUGCAGUAACGGAUGUAAUAAUACUAAUACAGAAUAUUUUUACGUUCCACCUUUAUGUCAAACAGGCGUAGAAAAGCCAAAUGCACCUACAGUUAUCUCAAUAAACGAAACGACUAUUUGGGCCAAUGUUUCUAUAACAUGGAAAAACGAGUACGAAGAAAUAUUGAUUCUUUAUUCUUUUGACAUUCAGGAACACAUCAAAUACAAUCAGCAAUCAUGGAAAAAGUUAUUUCGAAAUAUGACACAAAUGACAAAAUAUUUUAAAAACGUGAAACCUGGUUUUACUUAUCAUAUUCGACUAAGCUUGAAUAUUUCAGGUGUACAAAUACACAGCGAUUGGAAAGUAGUUGAGACUAAAUGCAAUCCGGCUGAAAACUUCGACGUAACACAAGAAAAAAGCGGCAUGAUAAUUGAUUUACGUAUCAACCCAAAACAAUUAUAUUCAUGUCCGGCAACGUGGUAUUAUCUCGUAAUUCAAAAUGAAGAUACGAACAAAGAGGUCGUUUCUAAAUUAGUUCCAUCUUUUCCAUAUAAGUUUCAACCUUUAUCAUCACACACUUCUUUUAAUGUGACUAUAUCUCACGAACAUCUCGUGUUAUUUUCAAAAUCGAUCAGCAUCAAUAAUGUUUCACCACUGUAUGAAGCGUGGCUAAUACCCAUUACGGCCAUUACUUCAUUCUUCGUCGUGAUAGUAAUAGCAUCUUACUUUUACCGAAGAAAAAGACGACAAUGGAAUAAAAAGCAAAUACGAAAUGAAAUAGCUUUGUCGCAGAAGGCCGUGAUCUAUAAACACGGAACGAAAUCCACAAUAACUAAUGGAAUGGAAUUCAUAGAAGGUCCUCAUCUUUAUGAAAGUAUAUCUUCAUUGCGGGCAAGUACACCGGAAGCGUUGGUAACUGCUAUCGUGCACGGCGAGGAAGAGGAGAUGGAAAUAGUAUCAUUGGUAAAGGUGAAAGAUUUUGAGGAAUAUGUCAGACAAGCGAUAGAGUCAGGAUUACUGGAUAAGCAAUACAAAACAACACAACAAGUAAUGAAGAAAUGUAUGGAUGAUGCUUACUCCGAUUAUAACAACGCUAAUUACAUCACUGGUUAUAAAAAAGAGAAACGUUAUAUUGCGACACAAGGGCCCGAACCAAAUACUGUCACCGACUUCUGGCGUAUGAUUUGGCAAGAAAACGUUCUUAUUAUAUGUAUGUUGGCAAAUGUGGUCGAAAAUAAAAAGACAAAAUGCGAACAAUAUUGGCCGGAUAUUGACAAGAAGAUGAAGUACAGCGACAUUAUUGUAUUCAACGAAAAGCAGAAUAUUUUCGCUGAUUACUCUUUUAGAACAUUCCAAGUCACUUAUGGAGAGGAAACUCGAAAGAUAGAACAUUUACAUUACACGGCUUGGCCGGACUACGAAGUGCCAUUAAAUACACAUUCAGUAGUCACAUACUUGAAGAAAUUGUUAUCGUUAUCACCUGGAGAUGGACCCGUGGUAGUUCAUUACAGUGGCGUUGAAAAAACAGGGAUUAUCAUUUUGUGCGACAUUUGUCUUCGUCGAGCAGCGAUCGAGGGGGAAGUUGAUGUUCUCGCCGAAACGAUAUCCAUUAAAAGCGAACGAAAUAACAUGAUUAAUAAUAAGCAACAAUAUCUCUAUGCGCAUUUGGUGUUAGUGGAAUGUUUGUUUUCCAUUCCGACUACAGUUCCGUGUAACGAGAUGUUGAUUACGCGAAUCAAGGAGUUGAAAGAACAAUUAUCUGUUCAUCAGCAAAGAUUACAGAACACUUCAUGGCGAGAUGAAAUCCUGCGACAAGAUAAAGUCAGUACAGUAUAUUUAAAGAAAUACCCGACGACGCACGAGGACAGCGAUUAUCUAUCUGCCGUUUAUGUAGACGGAGUAAAACAUCAGAAUCAGUAUCUAGCUACACAGCUUCCCAUACAAUCGACGAUUAAAACUUUCUGGCGAAUGAUUGCCGAAUUCAAAGUUGAACUUAUUCUCAUGCUACAGCCGCCAGAUUUGCAGGAUCCUGCUUGCUGUGAGAUUGCUCCUUCAAGCGGUGAGUUUAAACCAAACCCGUAUUUGAAUAUUACUGCGAAAGAAGCCGUAAAGGAGAAAUAUUAUACGUCACAAAAAUUGUUACUUGUUGAUAAUUUCGAGAAAUGUCCACGAGAACAAGAUGUGACUAUAAUGUGUUUAACGGAAUGGAAACCCGGAAAGGAUCAACCACUGCCUCCAGUGAGGUCGAUGGUGACCUUUUGGCAAGCAGCUGAGUCCAUCGCAAGAGGCAAUGGACCAACUGUCACUCUUUGCCAUGACGGAGUGACUGGAUGCGGCCUCUACUUAGCAUUGAGUUUCUUGUUGGAACGAAUGGCUGUCGAGAAGGAAUGCGACGUUUAUUUAGCGGUGCGAGCUGUCAAACGAUCGAGAACAGAUUUUGUUCGUUCCCUGGUAAUGAAUCAAUUUAUAAUAACAAAAUCAUCAGGUUAUGAAUCAUUGUAUAAUAACAAAUAGAAAUAUUCAUAAGAAUCUUAUCGAUACAAAUUUGUAGUCAUCUCCUCGGUGACACAAAAAGAUUACAGGGUUGGUAUUCACAGUCGAUUCUUAUAGUUAAAGCUGACCUAUGUAAUAAUAUUUUAAUAUGUCAUCAACCAAUCACAGAAAUAAAAUAUUAUCUUUAAACGAUUGCUUGACGAUUUUGAAAUAAAAUUCGAUUAUGAAUACUAGCCUAUUAGAAAACUUCAAAAAUAUAUAAAUAGUUAUAAGAU